GAUAGAUAUCACCCGAUAUAGUUAUAGAUGCAGAGAGAUGACGUAGACUUGGAAGUGACUGUACACAUCGAUGGUGCACGUCCCGUAUCGACAAUUUGACACGCCUGAAAGGACCUUUAUACCAUUGUUAUUGUCCACCCAUUUGUGUUGAGAAUCGAACGAGUGUUGUGUGGUAAAUAUUUUGAAUAGUUAUGUCGGAGUCUACAUUUUCUACGAAGUGUGACCGAGAGGCCACGGCGUGUUUGUAUCCGGGUCAGGGGCUGGGCGGGAAUCAAAGCGACAAUGGUACGGGUACUGCUGGUGGUAGUCAAGUGGUUGCAAGUGUUGACAGUGGUACACAUAAAACUGACGGGAGAGAAUUAACAGCAACACUCUGUAGAACUGAACCAACAGCCUGCCUGUUCCCACACUCCGGAUCCGACUCCCAAUCGAAUGAGCCCGGGUCUCUGGGCGCUGUAUCAGCUACGUGUGCUACAACUUCGAGGACGACCACAACAAUGAGCAGCAGUAUUGGCGAUGGUUACUCACCGCACGUGUACAGACACACAAUGUGUGGGUUGCAGGUAGAAAUGCCUUCAUAUGGAUCUUCAAACAAUGAGUGUGAGUUGGAGAAGGUUCCUGCUAAGGCACUCAAUGUACCCACACGGACUCGCCUAUCACUCAUGUUGAACCCUCCCAAAGUCCUACAUAAUGACUGGACCGGGUUAGCUGGAGAAAUGGGAUUUGAGUACGAGGAGAUUGAAAACUUUGCCCUGGAGAAAGAUCCCAUGAAGAUAGUUCUUUCAGCCUGGACAUGCAGACCGGAUAGCACCAUUGGAGCACUGUUGGAGAUGUUAAGCACCAUCAACAGGGAUGAUGUGCUGAAUGAUAUUCGGAAAUUAGUAGAGCGAGAUGCUAGUCGAUGGGUGGAGAGACGCAAAGGAGACGUCAAUGGACAACCAGUUCAAGUCCCAGAAGUGAGUGAAAGCUACCCAAAUGUUCCUGAGACACCAGAGCUGCGUGGGAUUACAUUGGAGGAUCAUCCAUCAGGCCCUCCUGAGGUGUUUGAUGCCUAUGUCUGCUUCACCUAUGCUGACAGUGAGUUUGUGAAGGAAAUGAUGGCCGUCCUUGAGAAAGAACCAUACAACUUAAAACUGUGUAUUGAUUUCAGGGACCUGGUACCUGGAGGAUCCUACUCAACCAUCACAGCUGAACUCAUUGAAAACAGAUGUAAGCGCAUGAUCAUCGUGCUGUCACCAGAUUUCUUGACGAGUGAGGACUGCAACUUUCAGACCAAGUUUGCUCAUAGCAUUGCCCCAAGUGCACGAAGCAAGCGUCUGAUCCCAGUAAUGGUGGAGAACUGUAAACUACCCAACAUCCUGCGCCAUUUGACAAUCUGUGAUUACACCAAGAAGGACCUGAGACAGUGGUUCUGGCCCAGAUUGCAUGGCGCCCUCACUAAAAAGUAGGCGUCUGUAGGUAUCUCACUUUGCCCAGAGCGUGCCUUUAGGACUAGUCUAUAAGGGCAUAUUGUACAUCAACUUGUAAAUACAUGUAUUUGUAAAUGAAAAAUCAUGACAAUGUGUUCUUUUGUUUUAAGAAUUGCUUGACAAUUAACCAGCUUUCUCAGUUGUAAACAUGAAGUUUUUAUUUGUUUGAAGUGUGACAUAUCAAAGUACAUGUGUAUGUAUUUCAUACAAAUUGCAAAUACUGUUGUUCAAAGCAUGAUGUGUCACCUUUUAUAGAAUUUAAGAAUUGUGGACAAAUUAUGGCAGACAUUUUCCAUGCAAGAACAGUAGAUGGUGGUUUUUGACCAUAUUCCAUAGAAAUAUGAUCCAGUUAUAGUAUAAUAAUUUAUUGUUUAAUGUCUUUUGUUUACCUUUAGGUACAUAUGAACAGAAACGCAACUAACAAGACAAAUAAAUGCUUAACCCCUGUGUCAAACCCAAUUAUUUGCCAACCCCAUUUUGCUUUUCCUGUUUGUAAUAUGGUACUUUAGGUAAUGGUCUUUUUGUCAAAGUACUUGUGAUAUGCAAAUUUUAACUUAAUCUUUACCACUGCGGUUACUGUGGUAACGUUAGGUUGAUUUACAUGCACUCAGUGCAUUGCAUUGUAAUAUUCCCACAAAAGAAGAAUAGUAUGAACUAUAAAAGUGAUGGUCAAACCAAAACUAUAGAGGGCAACGUGGCUGUAUAAAAUUUACCAACAUAAACAUACUUGUACAACUAUUUCAUAUAUUUAUAUGAUGGAAUGCCUCCAACUUUCUAACAUCCUGUACAGUUUACUUUCUAACAUCCUGUACAGUUUACUUCCUAUGGCAUUGGUUAUAUAUUCAUGUACAACAUUGCAAGUUAGAAAUUUGUAUCUUUUUUGGUGUGUGUGUGUGUGUGUGGGGGGGGGGGGGGGUGUCAUUCAAUGUUUACCUUGGAUCCAGUUGGUUGCAGUUUUGUAAGCCACCCACACAAUGGCCUGAAUUGCACCCACCCACACAGGCAUAUAAGAAGUUUAGGGACUGUCCCCAGUAUUACCUGCAUAUUUAGAUUAUGAGUCAUGAAUGAAAGUGAACUGAUACAAAACACAUUGAUUGUUGCAUUAGGGACUGCCCCUGCACAACACCAGCUACAUGAAAGGGCAAGAUUCCAUACAAACAUGUUGACAUCUAAUUUCACUUUGCCCAGAAUACAUGUACUUAAAAAAGAUACUGAAAUAACUUAAUCAAUGGUAAGCUAUGCUUCAGCAGAACUUGUAAGCUUUCAAUUACAUACUUUUCGUUUACGUACUUUCAACAGUUUUAGAGACAUUUUUUGGGUCCAGAAUUUACUCAACCAUCAGGUUAUAUCAGUGUUGGUUCUUUUACAGUUUCUUAUAAAAGGCAACCCUUUUUAAAAACUCAAUCAGGUAUAAUUUUUAUAUUAAUUCCUACAUGUACAGUUUACGGCAUUUUAGCUCUCUUUAUGGGCUUGAUUGUCUUAUGGUAGCUUUUGAAGGGAUACAAUUAACAGCGUUUCUGAAUUUGAGAUUUGACACGGAAUAUAAUAUGCUGCGGUGUUUUGGUUAUCUAUUUUGGUCGUGCGUAUAAUGCAAGAAAAUACAUAGGAGUGGGUUAAGACAGUGUUGCUGCAUACAUUUGCUCACAAACUUUCACAUCCACUUUCACAAUACAGUGUUUAGCAUAUGGGCCUACAUUUAGUGAAUCAUCUGUUGCUCUUAAAGGGAUGUCAUUUGUUCAUUAUAUUCUUUUUGUGUGAGUUGUGAUAAAGUACUUUUUUUUUUUAAACUUGAUCGGCCUUUAUAAUGUAGAUUUAACAUGCAUGUCUUCUUGGAAGCAAAUGUCUAAAUGCAUCAUGGUAAAGGGCCAAUGAAAUGAGUUAUGUUAUUGUGACAUAUUAGCUCAUGCUCUGUAAGUCUAGUGAUUAAAGGUGUGUACUGAAAUGACUGACUGCAUUAUUUGGCAAAGAAUUAUGCAUCAAUGUUAAAUUACAUGCAUUAACAGAUUAAGUAUGUAAAGGCUUAUGAUGGUUUUAAAAAAGGCAAGGUAAAUAAUAUAUAUUGUUAUAUUGGUGAGUUGCAUGUUAGAUGCACCUUAUCUGCCUUUGUUCAUGACAGGAACUGUAUAAAAGAUCUAUCUAUUCUUUUGUAAUAAAAAAAUCACAAUGUCAUAAAGUCA
Patiria miniata (bat star) is the source of this 3646-nucleotide messenger RNA. Its product is annotated as myeloid differentiation primary response protein MyD88-like. Gene Ontology annotation, molecular function: TIR domain binding; Toll-like receptor binding. The coding region runs from base 192 to 1448 and encodes 418 amino acids. The record is from RefSeq and is a predicted model, not a curated record. NCBI's taxonomy places the organism in Eukaryota, Metazoa, Echinodermata, Asteroidea, Valvatida, Asterinidae. Gene Ontology annotation, biological process: innate immune response; defense response to Gram-positive bacterium; positive regulation of canonical NF-kappaB signal transduction. Gene Ontology annotation, cellular component: plasma membrane. The transcript has 6 exons.